Lycium ferocissimum is the source of this 1683-nucleotide messenger RNA. Its product is annotated as zinc finger protein VAR3, chloroplastic-like. The record is from RefSeq and is a predicted model, not a curated record. The transcript is spliced from 6 exons. Gene Ontology annotation, molecular function: mRNA binding. Bases 118 to 1605 code for a protein of 495 amino acids. NCBI's taxonomy places the organism in Eukaryota, Viridiplantae, Streptophyta, Magnoliopsida, Solanales, Solanaceae. Gene Ontology annotation, cellular component: cytoplasm.
AACCAAACGGCCCCUAAGGACCAUUUUGGUAGUUUUCUCGUUAAAAAUUGCAGGGCUAAAACCUACGUCUGUAGUGGUAAACCCCCAAAAACCUCUUGUGAGCAACUCCUUAAUCAGAUGUUCAAGGGAAGCAAUUCAAUCCUUGUGAAAACCCCAUUUAAAAUCUUGAAAAUUAUUCAAAUUCAGGUCUCCACUUUGCAUACCAAAAACCCAUUUUCCAAUGGGGCAAUCCAAUUCAUUCUUGAAGAAGGCAAAGCAUUCCAAACCCCACAAACCAAAAAAGAACCAAAACCAACUCAAGAACCAAAUAAGCAAAAUGAAUUUUCAAGAAAACUUAGUUUGAUUUCUCAUCCUUGGCCUGAAUGGAUGAACUUGAUGGACAAGUUGUUAAAAAGUGGCUAUUUGGGAAAUGCUGAAAUGGAUGCAAACCAAAUUAGAACUGCUUGUUUGAAUUUUGCUCGAGACCGCUUUGAUCUUAUAAGCAAAUACGGCCAUGGUAACAGAUAUUUGUCCCAGCAAGAUAUUGGGGUGCUUGCAGGUUGUGGCUGUCCAAGCACGGAUAGAAAAGUUGUCAACUCUGGAAAGCGCCUUAGGGUAUCGUUAGGCAUCGAGGAAGGAAAUGUUUGCAGCUUCUGCAUAUUGAGGGGAAGUUGUGAGAGGGCAUAUAUCAUGGCACGUGAAGAUCAAGGUGGUCGAACUGUUGAUGUUAUGCGUCUUUUAUUGACUUAUGGACUUGAUCCAGUUACUGGUGCUGUCCAGAAUAAACCUUCCUUGAACAAAAGAGUUAAGGAAUCAGCAAGAAAGCUGUUGAAAGAAAUUGUGAGUUUCAGUUCAGAGGAACUCACACAGAAAUCCGCAAGCCCUUCUGAUCACCAAGAAGAAGGUCAGAUCAAUGUUCCGAUGAAACAUGGUGAUUGGUUUUGUCCCAAAUGCAACUUCUUGAAUUUUUCCAGAAAUGUUAAGUGUUUACAGUGCAAUGGCUUAUUUCACGAAAGACUUAGCAAGUUAAGUGAGGAGCAGGAUCAUCUUCCAUUAAAGAAAGGCGACUGGAUUUGCUAUAAAUGCCAUUUUAUGAACUUCGCAAGGAAUACAAGGUGUUUGCAGUGUAAAGAAAAGCCUCCUAAACGGCAGCUUAAUUCUGGAGAGUGGGAGUGUGAAUCGUGCAACUACAUCAAUUUCAAAAGAAACAUGGUGUGCUUGAAAUGUGAUCACAGACGGCCAAAAGCAUCUAGCAGUGCAGGUUCUUCAUCUCGAUCUACAAUACAAAAUCGAAGCAUUAGUCGAACACGGCCUUAUUUUGGUGAAGUGAAUCAAGAAACAGAUAAGGACGUAGAUGAAUGGGAAUUAGUUGAGAGUGACAAUGAAGAUCAUGUUAGCUCAAUGGUAGCAGGAUUCGUUGAUUUUCCUGUUUUAGGGGGGAAUAGCGAAUUAUCUCGAGACGCAAAGAAGCAAGAAAGGUGGAAGAGGGAGAUGAGUGCAAGAGAAAGAGAAAAAGCUGAUGAAUUGCAGUCUUCUUUUAUACCUGAUAGCGGCAGGUAUACUGGGGAUGAGGAAAUGGCUGAGUGGUUUGGGCAUAAAAGUACUCAAAAUGCAGGAAUGUAUUAGAGCCCAGAACCAAUUCUGAGUAUAUUAUGAAAGAGUUUUGUGCAUUUCUCUUUUCUCACAAGGAAAUAUUAUAAUAUA